ACAGGCUGUGGUCUAUCUUGGGUUAGUUAUAAAAAUCUUUGGUUUAAGUGCCUUCAAAAAUAUGCCAUUAUUAUUUAUCUCUAUAGGCGCUAAAGCGGCUAGAUCGUCCACUUCCGGAAACACCAGGAUGUUCUUCUGUCCAGGAAAAACGUGAAAAUAUCUACAACCUGUGCGAAUAACGCAACGUGUAGCUAUUUAGGAUUUUAUAGGCGUUCCAGUUAAUCAGCGAGAUGAUUUGGAGUGUAAUGGUAGCUGUUUACAUUACCCUUAUCCUCGCUCUUUGGUCACGUUUGUGUAUGUUGCACUAACUCGCUGUAUUAUUGAAGCUUGUUGGCUGCGUCACCAUCACUGCCUGGAUUGGUCACAGGAGGCCCUGGAGAAGGAGUGGCCUGAGGUCAAGCCCUAAAGCACCAGAGCCUGGUCAUGAUGGACCAUAAGAGAGCUCUCACCAUUUCACUGGCCGUUGACAAGGUGGAUAACUCUCAAAUGGGAAGUCCACUAAAAAUUCCCAAGAUCCUUCUUUCUUCAGAGUUGAGAUGUGGGAAUGAAGAGUCACAGAUUCACUGGACCCAGAUUGCUGGAAACGGAAUCAAACUCCAAAAGUCUUGUCAGCAGAAUGGAUCCAUCUCUUUGGAUCACGGCCAAGCGGCUUUAGCCCAAGCGGCAAUGAACUGCACUCAGCUCCAGUUGGUCCUCACGGACGUCCUGAAGACGGAACAGGGGCAGGCCUACCUAGACAGGAAGAUGCGUGGCAAGAUGACAGGAACUGGAGAGAGGAAGAGAGAGUCACCGAUGGGGAGCGGGCAAAGGAGGGUGUCUCAGAGAGGCAGAGAGGGGAGGGAGGAUUGUAGAGAUUUUAUAGCACACAGAAAGAGACCUCAUGACCACCCCACCUCGACCCCGACCCGCAAGGAGAGGAGGUCACACCACAGAGGGUGGUCAGAGGAAGACGAGGAGGUGAAUGAACUUUUAAUAGGAGAGGAAAACAUCAAAGACGAGAGAUGCAACAGUAGUGUGUCAGGGAGGCGCAGUUCACGGGAACUCCUGGAGGAGGUGACCUUUACUGAGGGGGACAUGCACCAGGAAAAGCCUUACCCACAAUCCACCAGGACUAGGAAUGCAGAUUCAGGUUCAAGCGAAUCCACACAUGUUGAGAGGGGGAGUUGGAGAAGGGAGUCUGGGCUCUACAGGAAUGGACAGGUGAAGGAUGGAGGGAUGAAUGAUGGAGUGGCAGAGGGCUUGACCACAGAUGCCUCCAGGAGCUCCAGAGGGAGCGUGCUGCACCUCUCCAGGGAGGCCAGAGGCGGGGGAGGACUGCCCCCCAAACAGCUGUGUCUGGGGGGGACGGGGGGCAUAGACACUAAUGUAGCAUCCAUAGAAGUAGAGGUGGACCCCUCAAACUUUGACGGGACCCCGAUGGUAGUCACUGUGGGGGAAGACAGGGAGGUUGCCAGCUCCUCUAACCCCAGCUGUGGAGGGGUUAAGGAGAGGAGAGGAACCCUGUCCUCCAGCCAGGAUAGGACGCCCAAACUCAGUCCUGUUGAACCCAUCGUUCUCUCCAGUGAUGAGGAGGUAGUCACCCCGUCCCACAGUUCAGUCCUUUGGCCACAGACUAGUGAGUGUGAGUCCCAGAGAAACCAUGCUCAGGAAGACAACGUGGUGGAAGAGACGGACUUUCAGGUGAUGCCUGUGGUGGUGACAGGGUUUGGGGUGUCCAGUUUCCCCAGCACUGAGGACUCUGAGGGUAUGGUCCUACCCUUCUCUGCCCUGCACUGUGGGGGGGUCAGAGGGGAGUCCAGCGGAAACAUCAUGAUCACAAACCACAGAAUCAUCAUACCAAUUAAAGGCCAGGUAGAUGUGAUGGUGACUGUGGAGCGCUGUCAGCUGUGGAAGUACAGCAUCUGGGACAGGGAGGAGCUACAGGAGAGAGGGCUGGGGUGUGAGGUCAAGGGAGAGAUGGGGCAGCCUCCCCCCGCCCUCCUCCUCCUCUACGUGUCAGACGCCCAGGCAGUCGCCGUUCAAGAAGACCUGAGGGAGCUGUCAAUCAAACAGGCCUUAGAACCACCCACUGGCCAGGCCAGUCCCUUCCUCCUGCUGACUCUGCAUGCCCCUCUGGAGGGGGUGGAAGGGGCUCUACUUCGCUCCAUCCUCGACAUCAUCUGUCUCAACAACGUCGACGCUGCAUGUCUCUGGGGGAACGCUCCCAUCAACGAGGACCUCCACAGUCCCCUCCUGUCAUUGGAUGACAGUCUGGCGCUGAUCGGUAGAACCGGACUAGACCACCAGCUGCUCUCCUUACUGGGACAGAACAAUGCCGAGCCUGUCACAGAACCCGACCAAGACAGAGACACACCUGGGCCAAAUCUGGACACUGUGGAGGGAGAGUCACAGACACCACCGGAGACAGAGGUACAGGCAGAGCAACAGACAGAGGAGGAGGAGCAGAGGGAGGCAGAGAGCGUACCCCUCGCUGAGGAGAGUCCAGUCCAGCCCAGACCCGUGUACACGGUGUGUCACAUCAGAACCAGAGGCUCCUACUCUGUGUUCCUGGGCCCGAAGCCAGGCUCCAACUGGACCCGAUACAAGCACCAGGGCCCCACACGCAGGUUGAUCCAGUUUCCUCCACCGCCUUCCAAAGGAGGGAUCGCCGUGACAACAGAAGAUCUGGAGUGUCUUGACAAAGGCCAGUUUCUGAAUGAUGUCAUCAUCGACUUCUACCUCAAGUAUCUGCUUCUGGAGAGGGUUCCGCAGGAUGUGGCUGAUCGCGCUCACGUCUUCAGCAGCUUCUUCUACAAGCAGCUCACUCGCCGAGACAAUGCCAGUGAGGACAGUACCAGCGUCUCAGCACAGCGGAGGCGGCAUCAGCGGGUGAAGACAUGGACACGACAUGUGGACAUCUUCCAGAAAGACUUCCUGUUUGUGCCUGUCAAUCAGGAAGCCCACUGGUACCUGGUGGUGAUCUGCUUCCCUGGCCUGGAGGAGCCUCAGUGUGAGGAGGGGAGCAGCCCAGCCUCGCUGAGGGGAACAGGGGGAGAGAAGCCAGACGAGGCCCAGGCUGAAGAGAAGUUCUCUGGGUCCAAAAAGCUAAAUGGCAUCAGUGAAGUCACCCCUGAAUCAAUUAGCACUGACAACCAGGACAAACUGACAGUUACAGUUUCAAAUGUUGUGGUACAGAGUGAAUCAGUACUCCAGCCACCUCCUGGUCCUCUGGACUGCACUGAGAAGACCUGUCACAGAGAGACCAUCUGUAAACGACCCUGUAUUCUCAUCAUGAACUCCCUCAAGUUUUCCCUCCAUGAGCGCGUCUUCAAACUCUUACGGGAGUACCUGCAGUCGGAGUGGGAGCUGCGUCGGGGCUCUGUGCGCGAGUUCAGUUCUGAGCAGAUGCGAGGCUCCCACUGUAAGGUCCCCCUACAGGACAACAGCAGCGACUGCGGCCUCUACCUGCUGCAGUACGUGGAGAGCUUCCUGCAGGACCCUGUGGUGCACUUUGAACUCCCCCUGUGCCUAGAACGCUGGUUCCCACGGCAACAGGUGAGGAGGAAACGAGACGAGAUCAGGGACCUGGUGCUACACCUGUACAGACACCAGAGGGGCACGGUGGGGAGUAUAGUCAGCUAGGGCAUGGUGGGUAAUAUUAUGGCUGUGACCAUACCAGUAUCCCAAUAUUUUUUCCAUGGCAAAAAUGAAAACACAAAGCAGACCAAACACUUUGGUCCUUUAAAAACCUUCUGUAUGUAAAAUAUUGUGUGCUAUAGCUUGGAAAAUAAAUAAAUGUGACUCUGGGUGACAACAUGAGGAUGUUUGUUUCCAACAUUAGGACUUUUUUCCUGAAGAAGUUAAAUCUGCUUUGUGUUUUGUUUCUUUGACAUGAUACUAACGAGUGUCGCGGUACUGGUAUUAUCUUGGCCCUAGGUAGUAUAGGAACCAUUGGAAAUGUAGUCGGGCACAAGUGGGUAGUAUAGGAACCAUGGGAAAUGUAGUCGGGCACGGUAAGCACCUUGGCUGCAUUCCAAACACUUAACAGACACACCCUCUCCCCUCAGCCCUCAAAUUAAGUGGACACUUCUGAUGACGGGUCAUGACGUCUGGCAGGGCAAGGGAGGAAGGAAUGAAUUUUAAAUGGAGCGCCCUUGCCCGGAAGUUUGUCACUCGUUUGUCCCACAACAAUUGUGUUUUCAGCCACCAGUGGCUUGUGGGUGCUUUAUAUGAGCUACAGUCAAUUCUGAUUUUAUGUCUACUUAUAUUAACUAUAUAAUUAUUAAUAUACGUCUACUGUAUGAUAGCUAGCAAACUAAUUAGCUAACUAAGGUUAGCCUGCCAAGCUGGAACUUCUGAACUUUUUAUUUCUACAAUUUCCAAAAACGAACCAAACAAAAACAUCAUUACUUUUAUGAGAUGUGUUUGUGCAUUAGUAGCACAAUUUCUAACUUAUUUACAUUCAUUUUUACUCACACUUGUAUGUUGACUGAGUUUUCUUAGCGGAAGUGCAAUCAUCGCAAAUUGAAUUAUGGGGGAUUACAGGCCCGAAGUGAACAUAAUUGUACACUUGCAAACUCAAUUAAAAACAAGGGCUGAUGGGGCUUACGUUUUGAACUUCCCUUGUUUGGCUAAUCGCUUGGAGCGAAGGCCAAGAUGGUGACGGGGAUUCCCCCGAGGGAAUAAGACAAGGGUAAGUGGAGGAAGGUGUUUCUUUUGUGAGUUUGAAACGCAGCCCUUGAGAUUCUGCUCAUGCUGAGCAACCAGUACAUUUACAUUUCAGCCUGAUAUAUUCAAAUAUUAUUUAAGCUUUUGUAGUUGUAUCACUGGCCAGCUGGCCACCAUUCAAAUUACAUGCAGAUGUCUCAUGUCAACCUGUAAAUUGUUACUAACGUCAAAGGCUGUUGCAUUAAUGAUUUAAAUCUCUCCGGGGAUGAAUAUGAAGGACUUCCUGCAGCAGCUGUAGAGUGUCUCUUUCGGUGCUUGUUUUAAGCAGAGGCAUUAAAGGGGCCUUCCACUGAAAUUCAACAGUUUAAACAGGUUCUUCUUGACUUUUUCAGUGUAACAUCUCUUUAGAAAGUCUGUCCCCUCUGCACCUUAUAGAUGGGCCCUACAUCCCACCAGUAUAGCCUCGUUUAACAUGAGAUCAGACUGAACAGUCUGGGCCCUACAUCCCACCAGUAUAGCCUCGUUUAACAUGAGAUCAGACUGAACAGUCUGGGCCCUACAUCCCACCAGUAUAGCCUCGUUUAACAUGAGAUCAGACUGAACAGUCUGGGCCCUACAUCCCACCACUAUAGCCUCGUUUAACAUGAGAUCAGACUGAACAGUCUGGGCCCUACAUCCCACCACUAUAGCCUCGUUUAACAUGAGAUCAGACUGAACAGUCUGGGCCCUACAUCCCACCACUAUAGCCUCGUUUAACAUGAGAUCAGACUGAACAGUCUGGGCCCUACAUCCCACCAGUAUAGCCUCGUUUAACAUGAGAUCAGACUGAACAGUCUGGGCCCUACAUCCCACCAGUAUAGCCUCGUUUAACAUGAGAUCAGACUGAACAGUCUGGGCCCUACAUCCCACCACUAUAGCCUCGUUUAACAUGAGAUCAGACUGAACAGUCUGGGCCCUACAUCCCACCACUAUAGCCUCGUUUAACAUGAGAUCAGACUGAACAGUCUGGGCCCUACAUCCCACCACUAUAGCCUCGUUUAACAUGAGAUCAGACUGAACAGUCUGGGCCCUACAUCCCACCACUAUAGCCUCGUUUAACAUGAGAUCAGACUGAACAGUCUGGGCCCUACAUCCCACCAGUAUAGCCUCGUUUAACAUGAGAUCAGACUGAACAGUCUGGGCCCUACAUCCCACCAGUAUAGCCUCGUUUAACAUGAGAUCAGACUGAACAGUCUGGGCCCUACAUCCCACCACUAUAGCCUCGUUUAACAUGAGAUCAGACUGAACAGUCUCGCAUUUAUUAUUUCACCUGUGUUUUACUAUUUAUUUGUCCCCUAGGUGAUUUUAUUGUAACUUAUGUCAGUUAGAUUUUUACAUGUGGAUUUUGUUUCUAAAAUGUAAAUUUUGAUGAAUGUGUUUUGAAUAUAAAAUGUAAUAAAUACAUUUGUAGUCUGAA
Oncorhynchus nerka (sockeye salmon) is the source of this 6103-nucleotide messenger RNA. RefSeq names its product sentrin-specific protease 7-like. The record is from RefSeq and is a predicted model, not a curated record. Gene Ontology annotation, biological process: protein desumoylation; proteolysis. Gene Ontology annotation, molecular function: SUMO-specific endopeptidase activity. Gene Ontology annotation, cellular component: nucleus; cytoplasm. The transcript has 23 exons. The coding region runs from base 424 to 3621 and encodes 1065 amino acids. NCBI's taxonomy places the organism in Eukaryota, Metazoa, Chordata, Actinopteri, Salmoniformes, Salmonidae.